Messenger RNA from Mesorhabditis belari, 513 nucleotides. The record is from the annotation of a GenBank genome assembly. NCBI's taxonomy places the organism in Eukaryota, Metazoa, Nematoda, Chromadorea, Rhabditida, Rhabditidae.
AUGAUGUGCCCACCAAAAGCCGUCGACCAGGAGACACUCUUUGUGGCAUCGAGAUGCUUUUCAAGCGAUUCAUAUGCUACAGCAGAGCCCGGUUCGGUCUACGAGAAGGAAGAUGAGGAAAUGGAAGAUGAAGAAAGUUCCUUCGAAAAGUCGUGUGAUACUUCUCUCGAUACUCAAUCUCAAUCAACCGGUCUCACUCGCUCAUCUAUUUCCGUCCCAGCGAAUCUCUCAAAAAUCCACGAACAGCAUGAAAUUGUUCAGCUGCAAGAUUCUCAGAAGAGAAAUGCUUAUAAAAGAGUACGUUCUUCUCUUGACGAGAUUUGUGAAAGUAUUUGCCAGGAUUUAUCAAAUAUACAGGUAUUGAAACGACAACGGGUAAAAAUCUCGGAUCUCACGCCGGCUCUCCUAGAGGAAUCGAUCUUUCAGCCACGAGUCGGCGGCGGUUUUACGCAAAUUUGUGUUGAUUUGAAGAAAACACAUCCACGAAUCGCCGCUCUCAAGCAGUGCCCAAUU